AAAAAAAUUGUUGAUUUUCAGGUGCGCGUCUGAUAGCCAAGAAAAUCUGGGUGACGGAGAGCGGAGGAAUCUCUAAUUACAUUGGCGGCGGCAGGAGGCGACGCCCCCGGACCAAAUCCCAUGGACAGUCGGUCAUUUCAGGAGGGGAGCGGGGUUCGGUCGGAGGAGGAAGAGGGAUAAAGAGAGCGACCGAAUCCAAUCCAAUCCAAUCCAAAGAAGAGUCAAAUUACUCCUUGAUAAGAAGAGAAUCGUUAUUAGCGAAGAAAGGAAGGGGGCGAGAGAGAGAUGCAAUCUUUGAGCUUGAAGCUGGUGCCGGGCCUGAACAACCUCCGCUCCUCUGCUUGGCCGAGUCAACGGGAGAGGGGGAGGAGGAUCAUGGCGGUCUCCUCCUCCGAUCAUUCGUCUCCCUCGGAGCGGGACGGCGCCGGCGCUGGAGAUGAUGGGAUCGUUGGGAGGGAAGGCGACAAGGCGGCGGCUUCGUUCCUGUCGAGGAGCCAGACCUACUCUCUGCUCAAGCAGCAGAUGGCCGUCGCUGCCAAAUUCGAGGACUACAAGGAGGCUGCUAGAAUAAGGGACUCCUUGAAAUCUUUUGAGGAGGAGGAGCCAGUAUUGCGCCUUCGCAGAUUGAUGAGAAAGGCAAUCGAUGAAGAGAGGUUCGAGGAUGCAGCCAUGUACAGAGAUGAAUUAAAGAUUGUGGCUCCACACUCUCUCCUUACGUGUUCCAGUGAUGCUACUACUCUGGGGAUCCGGGUGCAAGUCAGAAGUGUAUAUAUUGAGGGAAGGAGCCAACCAUCAAAAGGGCAAUAUUUUUUUGCCUAUCGCAUUAGAAUCACUAAUACUUCACAGCGUCCUGUUCAGCUUCUCAGGAGGCACUGGAUCAUAACUGAUGCCAAUGGAAAAACUGAGAAUAUCUGGGGUGUUGGUGUAAUAGGAGAGCAGCCUGUUAUACUUCCUAAAACUGGAUUUGAGUACUCCUCUGCAUGCCCAUUAAGCACCCCUAGUGGAAGAAUGGAGGGUGAUUUUGAGAUGAAGCACGUUGAUAGGGUGGGUUCAUCAACUUUCAAUGUUGCCAUUGCCCCAUUCUCCCUUUCCAUCAUUGGAGAUGACACGGACGAACCCCUUUAGGAGUACAGGGAGGUGAUGGCAUUGUUCUCUGGAUGGAAGCUAAAGAUUGAUUGUUUGGUCAAACGGAGCGAGCAGCAAUAUUGUACAAGUCAAUUAGUUGUUAAUUUAUUGUGGCACUGCUUCAAGUCCGUGGCAGUGUGCGUGAACUGGUGUAAAUGGCGCGCAAUGAUUGCAAUUUAUUUUGUGGACUUGUUACUUGUAUAUGGGUAUAUUUAGUCAGUUAUGUUUUGUUUUUUUGACUCCAUAGAUAUGUAUUGAAGUGGCUAUUUGUACUUCCAUA
Messenger RNA from Phoenix dactylifera (date palm), 1405 nucleotides. RefSeq lists its product as uncharacterized. The record is from RefSeq and is a predicted model, not a curated record. Gene Ontology annotation, molecular function: protein binding. Lineage: Eukaryota; Viridiplantae; Streptophyta; Magnoliopsida; Arecales; Arecaceae.